Molecule: messenger RNA, 1779 nt
Organism: Exophiala aquamarina CBS 119918
Lineage: Eukaryota; Fungi; Ascomycota; Eurotiomycetes; Chaetothyriales; Herpotrichiellaceae
Exons: 1
Coding region: 1-1779 (592 amino acids)
Source: RefSeq, a predicted model, not a curated record
AUGACCAGCACUUCGAAUCAUCAUGCAUUUGUCGCUGCUGGUGCAGCGCCUCUAAUGUCCCAGCAUCCUGCAUUCCGCGGUCAGCAGCUAUCACACGAGAAUCCUUUCGUGCCAGUCCCACCUCCUCCGAGAAGAUCCACCCCCAAUUCUCGCGCAGGCUUGACCGAUGGCAUGGUUCCUGGCGGCGAUCCGUUCCUCGAAAAAGAAAUUCGUGGGAGUGGCAGACCAAGCACUUCCAGAAGCCGCGAUAGCUCAAAUCAAAGACUGGGUGCUCUUGCCGCUGGCGUUGCAGGGGCUGCUGUUGGUGCUGGGCUCAUACAUCAUCACAACCGCAAACAACAAGAUGACGAGAAGACGCUCGUAACAGAGGAACCGUCCCAUCCAGCUACAGAACCCCAGUUUGAGCCUAACCCAGUACCUCAAUCGAAGAUCACCAGGAAACCUGUUCCUAUCAACAGUAUCAAUAACAGCGACCUCUCGUGGCCAUAUUCUCCCGUAUCGCCCAUCGAUCCGGCUGCUGAGUCGGCUGCUUUGGCCGAGUUCCCUACUCGAAGCAGCCAGGAGUCACUCCGGAGUUUCAGCCGUGAUGCUGCAAGAGCAAACGCUGCCUUUGACCGAGAAUAUUCUCCUCAAACCGGCCUGCUACAUAAAUCUGAUUUGGAGACUUCUCAGGCCGACAGCCAUGGACAUGGACAAGCUCUGGCGACGGCAGCAGCUGGGCUUGCUGUAGGUGGUAUUGGUGGAGCAGCAUUGGUUCGUCAUCACGACAACCAGCGACGUUCGCGAAGCAGUAGCAGCGGCAGUGGAAAUCGUUGUGGUUUUGGACCUCAUAGUCACAGUGAAUCGCCUCAUCGACUAUCAGACCCUUUCCAAAGAGAUGAAUCAACUCCACUAAGCUCAACCGACAACAGCAGCAACAAUAUCUAUGCCUACAGCGACGCGCUACCAACACAACCUAGCUAUGGUUACACAGCAGGCCAAGCGGAAGAACCCAUACUCUCACAGCAAGUUGCUCCCCCUGCUCCUCCUGCUGCCGCUGCCGCUGCCGCUGCCCAACCUCAACCAUACUCCCAAACUGACCCAUACGGUAUCCCGCCUGUCCCCGUGACAGGGAGCCGACGCAAAAGCACCCUUGGGACGGCAGCCCCAGGCGCAGCAGCGUUCAGCUACAUCAACAGACCUGCAAUUCCCAGCCCGCUAUCCAGCGAGGUCAGGCACGACUAUCGUUCAGACCCACCCCCACGCAUGCCCAGUCGCAGUCCACGACGAAGCAGCCGCGGCGCUAGUGGCGGCAUCAGGCGUGCAUCACAGGACUCAACACCCUACGACGAUGUCUACUCCUCCAACCCAGGGAUGGUCAGCAACCGCAACGACGACUACCAAUACCAUCCCCAAUACUCCGAGCCGCAAGACCUACACGAUAGCGUUCUCAGCAGGAGCGACAAAGCCAUUGUUGGCGACAACGGGUACCCGCACAUGGGUAUCCCACGGCGAAAGUCGGGCGGAGAGUACGAUUUCGAAUCGAGUGGGCCGUUUGGGCCACAGACGCUGCCUGGGAGUGCACCGAACGACGAUGCUGGGACACGCUCGUCGACUCUCAAAAGCGACGAUAGCACGUGGCGCCUGAGCAGCGGAAUGCCUGGUGGUUGGUGCCGUGCCAGUGGAGAGCACUCGCGGCUAAGCGGUGAGCAGUCGACGUGCAUCCCCGGCCGUCUGAGGGCCGGUGGAGGUGGAGGUGGAUGGCAUCGGUAUUAUGAAGGUGUUGGCCAGGCGCUCUGA